CUCUAGCUGUUUUACCCUUCUCCAUCUGCUUUCUCUCUCUUCAUAACAUCUCUGUUUUAACUCUUCCUUACAGUUCACGCCAAACGCCUGUUCACUGUCUCUCUUCUCUGUCACUGAUUACAGUGCAACCAAAGGUAUACUGCUCAGUGUGACUAUUGUUUUCUUCUCGCUUCGUUGGGUUGUAGGUUCGUGUUGUUCGGGAUGAUGGAGGAGGGAGUGAUGUUGGUGCGGAGCAGGGAGAGAGUCUUCGUUUGGUGCUUCUCAAUGGUACUGAUUCUGCUCGCUACUCCUCUUGCUUCCUCGCUCAAUGAUGAAGGAAAAGCCUUGAUGUCGUUGAAGGCCUCGUUUAGCAAUGUCGCAAAUGUGCUACUCGAUUGGGAUGAUGUUCAUAACGACGAUUUCUGCUCUUGGCGGGGUGUUUUGUGCGACAAUGUCAGUCUAUCCGUCGUUUCUCUGAACUUGUCAAACGUGAAUCUGGGGGGAGAGGUUUCACCUGCAAUUGGAGAUUUGAGAAAUUUGCAAUUCAUAGAUUUACAGGGGAAUAAACUAACGGGUCAAGUACCGGAUGAGAUUGGGAAUUGCGCAUCUCUUAUUCAUUUGGAUUUGUCUGAUAAUAUACUGUAUGGAGACGUCCCCUUCUCGAUGUCUAAGCUUAAGCAGCUGGAAUUCUUGAAUUUGAAGAACAAUCUGCUCACUGGCCCCAUCCCGUCAACUCUAACCCAGAUUCCAAACUUAAAAACUCUUGAUCUUGCAAGGAAUCAGCUCUCGGGUGAGAUUCCAAGACUCAUUUACUGGAAUGAAGUGUUGCAGUACUUAGGCUUGCGUGGGAACAUGCUUACUGGAACUUUAUCACCUGAUAUAUGCCAGUUGACCGGCUUGUGGUAUUUUGAUGUGAGAGGCAAUAAUCUAACUGGUAAUAUACCUGAAAACAUUGGGAAUUGCACAAGCUUCGAGAUUUUGGAUAUAUCAUAUAAUCAGAUAACUGGUGAAAUACCAUAUAACAUUGGUUUCCUUCAAGUAGCUACUCUGUCACUGCAAGGAAAUAGGUUAACUGGGAAAAUCCCUGAGGUGAUUGGUUUGAUGCAAGCUCUUGCUGUCCUAGAUUUGAGUGAGAAUGAACUAGUUGGGCCAAUCCCACCGAUACUGGGCAAUUUGUCAUACACUGGCAAACUGUAUCUCCAUGGUAACAGACUUACAGGACCUGUACCACAUGAGCUUGGGAAUAUGUCAAAGCUUAGCUAUCUGCAGUUGAAUAACAACCAUUUAGUUGGAAGGAUUCCUGAUGAGCUUGGAAAGCUAGAGCAAUUGUUUGAAUUGAAUUUUGCCAACAAUGAUCUUGAAGGACCAAUACCGCAUAACAUAAGUUCUUGCAGGGCUUUGAAUCAACUAAAUGUUCAUGGUAAUCACUUAAGUGGAUCUAUCCCUUUGGGUUUCCGAAACCUGGAGAGCUUAACCUACCUAAAUUUGUCAGCAAACAAUUUCUAUGGUAGGAUACCUGUUGAACUUGGGCACAUUAUAAAUCUUGACACCCUGGACCUCUCAAGCAAUAAUUUCACUGGACCUGUGCCAGCUUCUGUUGGUGACCUUGAGCACCUUCUCACAUUGAACUUGAGUCAUAAUUAUCUUGAUGGGCCUUUACCAGGAGAAUUUGGAAAUCUCAGAAGUGUACAAGUCAUCGACAUGUCGUUCAACAAUAUUUCUGGUCACAUACCUGUAGAGUUGGGUCAAUUGCAAAACAUCGCUUCGCUGAUACUGAAUGACAACAACUUGCAUGGUGAAAUUCCUGAUCAGCUUACCAACUGUUUGAGUCUUUCUACACUGAAUGUAUCUUACAACAAUUUGUCAGGGGUUGUGCCUCCCAUAAGAAACUUCUCAAGAUUUUCACUAGACAGUUUCAUUGGGAAUCCGUUCUUGUGUGGAAACUGGACUGGAUCAAUAUGCAACUCCUGUGAUCCUAUGUCAAAUGCUAUACUUUCUAGAGUAAUAAUCAUCUGUACAGUUCUGGGUUUGGUCGCUUUGUUAUCCAUGGUUAUAGUUGUAAUUUGCAAAUCUAAUCAACAUAAGCAAUUGAUUAAGGGAUCCAAUACGACGGUGCAAGGUCCACCUAAACUUGUAGUGCUUCAUAUGGAUAUGGCCAUCCACACCUUCGAUGAUAUAAUGAGAAUCACUGAGAAUUUAAGUGAGAAGUAUGUUAUAGGUUAUGGUGCUUCUAGCACAGUGUACAAGUGCAUCCUGAAAAGUUCUCAACCCAUUGCAAUUAAGCGAAUCUACAAUCAGUAUCAGCACAACUUGCAAGAGUUUGAGACUGAACUUGAAACCAUUGGCAGCAUCAGGCAUAGAAACAUCGUCAGUCUGCAUGGAUAUUCACUUUCGCCUUAUGGGAAUCUUCUGUUCUAUGAUUACAUGGAAAAUGGUUCUCUGUGGGAUCUUCUUCACGCAGGCCCUUCUAAAAAAGUGAAACUUGAUUGGGAAACAAGAUUGAAAAUAGCUGUUGGAGCUGCUCAGGGACUUGCAUAUCUUCACCAUGAUUGUAAUCCUCGAAUUAUUCAUCGGGACGUGAAGUCCUCCAAUAUCCUCUUGGAUGAGGAUUUUGAGGCUCACAUCUCAGAUUUCGGGAUUGCUAAAUGCAUCCCAACUGCAAAAACUCAUGCUUCAACUUAUGUUCUUGGUACGAUUGGCUACAUUGAUCCAGAGUAUGCCCGCACUUCUAGGCUCAAUGAAAAAUCAGAUGUCUAUAGUUUUGGUAUUGUUCUCCUGGAGCUUCUUACAGGGAAGAAGGCUGUGGACAACGAGUCCAAUUUACAUCAACUGAUACUAUCCAAGGCCGAUGAUAACACAGUAAUGGAGGCUGUUGACCCUGAGGUUUCUGUCACAUGCGUUGAUUUAGCUCAAGUUAGAAAAACUUUCCAACUUGCUCUGCUAUGUACGAAGCAACAUCCUCAUGAUAGACCGACAAUGCACGAGAUUGCCAGCAUUUUAGUCUCCCUACUUCCUCCACAUGUUAAAUCUUUUUCUGCUCUUCAAAAGCCUAUCAACUAUGCCCAGUUUGUAAUCGACAAGGAGCAACGUGCUCAACAGGAGAACACAUCUGAUGCCCAGUGGUUUGUUCGGUUUGGCGAAGUUAUAUCUAAAAACAGCCAUUGAAUUUUUAUUUUGGCUACCAAGGUUUAAUUUGGAGGGAUGGUACUCCAAAAUUUUGGCUUAAGUGAGCUUGUUUUGUGGCCCAUAAAGGAGAUAUGUAAUAUCGAUCUAGAGAAGGUUACAUCCUAUUUAAUCAGUUUUUGAGUUUUUAACAAAAAUUUGUACUUUUUACACGAUCAUGUUAGUUGAAAGUUGAACCUGUAGCAGCACUUAUA
Molecule: messenger RNA, 3356 nt
Organism: Tripterygium wilfordii
Lineage: Eukaryota; Viridiplantae; Streptophyta; Magnoliopsida; Celastrales; Celastraceae
Product: LRR receptor-like serine/threonine-protein kinase ERL1
Exons: 27
Coding region: 202-3144 (980 amino acids)
Biological process (GO): protein phosphorylation
Molecular function (GO): ATP binding; receptor serine/threonine kinase binding; protein kinase activity
Source: RefSeq, a predicted model, not a curated record